AUGCAAUUCUCUACUUUCGCUACCUUGUCUGCUUUGACCGCUACCGCUUUGGCUGGUUACUCCAACGUCACCACCGUCACCACUGACGUUACCGUGACUGGUUACACCACCUACUGUCCAGCCUCCACCGAGGUUACCGUGACUGUCUGUAACGACGUCUGCAAGCCAACCGUCAUCACCGUUUCCGAGGAGACCACCUUGACCAUCUCCGAGAAGUGUGUUGUCCCAACCACCUACACCACUGCUUACCACACCGUCACCGAGACCGAGUCUUGUGAGGAGUGCCACAAGACCACUGCCAAGUCUACCGUUGCUGGUCAGUCUACUGCUGCUUCUACUGCUGCUUCCGUCUCUUCUUUCGAGGCCGGUGCUGCUAGAAACGUCUUCGGUGCCGCUGCUGGUGUCGCUGCCGUUGCUGCUGCUUUGUUCUAA
Molecule: messenger RNA, 432 nt
Organism: Sungouiella intermedia
Lineage: Eukaryota; Fungi; Ascomycota; Pichiomycetes; Serinales; Metschnikowiaceae
Source: the annotation of a GenBank genome assembly